AUGGGGGCUGCGCCUGAUCAGGGUCAUACGAAAAAGUCGACUGAGAAGCCUGAAUGGAAUGGAUCCAAUGGAAACUCUUCUCAAUUGCUCCCCUACGACUCAACAAGCAUUGUCAAUUUGAUCAACACCCAGUCACUCUUUAUCCUCACGACCAGUCUCUUGCAACAACAAUGGCGUUGGUACCCAGGACCUCGAAUUCGGGUGCUGCCCGCGCGGACACUACUCCCUCGCGGCUCUACUCAAUCAAAUCCCGGGGAUGUCCUUGCAGAUCUGGGAACCCCGUUUCGAGGAUCUCAUGGACCAGAAGAAGACCGGGAUGCAGUAUCCGAGCCCUUGCCGUCUUUCAAAGCAGGAAGAAUCGUCUGUGUGGAUCUCGAAGCUGCCCUGGAUCUAGUGACCAGUCGAACAUGCUACUCGAAGCCGGGCAGACUUGACAGAACUGCCUGUGGGAUGUUCGACAAGUAUGACAAGCAAAUCGAAGAAAAGCGAAAGGAUGGCAGGGACGUUCGGCGCAUCUGCGAGCGUGAAACAGACAGCCACGAGGGGGCCCCCGAAUGA
This is a messenger RNA of Exophiala spinifera, 558 nucleotides long. RefSeq lists its product as uncharacterized. The transcript has a single exon. The record is from RefSeq and is a predicted model, not a curated record. NCBI's taxonomy places the organism in Eukaryota, Fungi, Ascomycota, Eurotiomycetes, Chaetothyriales, Herpotrichiellaceae. The coding region runs from base 1 to 558 and encodes 185 amino acids.